Messenger RNA from Choloepus didactylus (southern two-toed sloth), 297 nucleotides. It is a transcript of the gene PATE3, whose product is annotated as prostate and testis expressed 3. NCBI's taxonomy places the organism in Eukaryota, Metazoa, Chordata, Mammalia, Pilosa, Megalonychidae. The transcript is spliced from 3 exons. Bases 1 to 297 code for a protein of 98 amino acids. The record is from RefSeq and is a predicted model, not a curated record.
AUGGGCAAAUCCUUCUUGUGGGUCUUCUCCCUGUUCUGCCUCCUUGCAGCAGCCACCCCACUGAAGUGCAUAACGUGCCACCUUCGCACACGGACAGACCGCUGCAGAAGAGGUUUCGGUGUCUGCAAUGCUCAGCGUGACGAGACCUGCAUGACCUUAAAGAUAUAUCAGGACAAACAACUGGAGAUAACAUACAUGGAGUGUCAGAAAUUCUGCAGAAACCUGACAUUUGAUCUUAACAAGCGGACUUACGUUUACAAAUGCUGUACUCACAAUUAUUGUAACAUCAAAUUCUAA